Saimiri boliviensis boliviensis (Bolivian squirrel monkey) is the source of this 1416-nucleotide messenger RNA. The record is from RefSeq and is a predicted model, not a curated record. Lineage: Eukaryota; Metazoa; Chordata; Mammalia; Primates; Cebidae.
GGAGGAGACUGCAGCGGCGACAACAGGGACUGGUGGAAGCCCGAAGUGGCUGAGGGACCGCCGCUGGCCGCAGGGAGGCGGAGGGCCAGCGAGCCAAGCGGUGCAGACGCCGCUGCCUUACUCUUUGCCUGCCUCGCCGCGCUCCUACACACGCUCCUCAUCUGCGGAUCCUACCCUCACAGCUCUUGCAACUCAUUCGGCAGAUUGUCUGCUAACCCUCCUUCGCCACAGGCUCACAACGGAGGCAGCAGCGAGGUGUCCGAUUUGGGCACGUGAGGCCCCCGAUCCCCGGCGGUGGACGCCAGGCAGGGCAAGGCCAUUAGUGGGCGCCAGAAUGGAGAGGGGGAUGGGAAAGAAUCCAGGAGGAAACAUGGGGUGGAGGUGGGCGCCAGGCAAAAGUGGGGUGCGGGAGUGCGGUGGACAACAGGAAAAGGGGGUAGGAAUCACAACCAGACAAGGAUUUGAAGCAGGCAUGAAGACUCCCAACACACAGGAAGCCGAAGGGCAACAAACCAGGGCAGCUGCAGGACGGGCCACCGGGUCUGGAAACAUGACAAAGAAAAAAGUCUCCCAAAAGAAGCAGAGAGGCAGACCUUCAUCCCAGCCCCGCAGGAACAUCGUGGGCUGCAGAAUUUCUCACGGAUGGAAGGAAGGAGAUGAGCCCAUCACCCAGUGGAAAGGAACCGUUCUGGAUCAGGUGCCUAUAAAUCCCUCUCUUUAUCUGGUGAAAUAUGAUGGAAUUGACUGUGUCUAUGGACUGGAACUUCACAGAGAUGAAAGGGUUUUGUCUCUUAAAAUUCUUCCCGACAGGGUGGCAUCAUCUCAAGUUAGUGAUGCCAACCUUGCAAAUACCAUAAUUGGCAAAGCAGUGGAACACAUGUUUGAGGGAGAGCAUGGUUCUAAGGAUGAAUGGAGGGGGAUGGUCUUAGCACAAGCACCUAUCAUGAAAGCCUGGUUUUAUAUUACCUAUGAGAAAGAUCCUGUCUUGUACAUGUACCAGCUUCUAGAUGAUUAUAAAGAAGGUGAUCUCCGUAUUAUGCCAGAAUCCAGUGAGUCUCUUCCAACAGAGAGGGAGCCAGGAGGAGUUGUAGAUGGCUUGAUAGGUAAGCAUGUGGAAUAUACCAAAGAAGAUGGCUCCAAAAGGAUCGGCAUGGUCAUUCACCAAGUGGAAGCCAAGCCCUCUGUGUAUUUCAUCAAGUUUGAUGAUGAUUUUCAUAUCUAUGUCUAUGAUUUGGUGAAAAAGUCCUAACUGUUAGCGUAAAAUUUGCCACGUAUGUGGAAACAAAUGUAUAAUUUCUAGACAUGCAAAAAAUGUUUCUUUUCAGUGUAUUGAAAACAAGGAUCCCUCAUAACCCAAUAUUUUGCCAGCAUUAACUGUUGUUUUACUCUACAAAAUACAAACUUGUGUGUACAUGA